Molecule: messenger RNA, 1407 nt
Organism: Physeter macrocephalus (sperm whale)
Lineage: Eukaryota; Metazoa; Chordata; Mammalia; Artiodactyla; Physeteridae
Gene: TRAM2
Product: translocation associated membrane protein 2
Exons: 11
Coding region: 109-1221 (370 amino acids)
Biological process (GO): protein insertion into ER membrane; SRP-dependent cotranslational protein targeting to membrane, translocation
Cellular component (GO): endoplasmic reticulum membrane
Source: RefSeq, a predicted model, not a curated record
GCGAGAGGGCGGCGGGCCGGCGGGCGGAGUGGGCCUGGGCUCGAGAAGUUUGCGCGGCGGCUGGUGAGCGCCGGGUGCGGGCCCCGCCGGCCGUGCGUGCCCGCUGCCAUGGCUUUCCGCCGGAGGACGAAAAGUUACCCGCUCUUCAGCCAGGAGUUCGUCAUCCACAACCAUGCGGACAUCGGCUUCUGCCUGGUGCUCUGCGUCCUCAUCGGGCUUAUGUUCGAGGUCACCGCCAAGACUGCCUUCCUAUUUAUUUUACCUCAGUAUAAUGUUAGCGUGCCUACAGCAGAUGGCGAGACGGUGCACUACCACUACGGGCCGAAGGACCUGGUCACAGUCUUGUUCUACAUCUUCAUCGCCAUCAUCCUGCACGCUGUGGUGCAGGAGUACAUUUUAGAUAAAAUCAGCAAACGGCUUCAUCUCUCCAAGGUCAAGCACAGCAAGUUCAACGAAUCUGGACAGCUGGUCGUCUUUCACCUCAGCUCGGUGAUCUGGUGCUUCUACGUGGUGGUGACGGAAGGAUAUUUAACAAACCCAAGGAGCCUCUGGGAAGACUAUCCGCAUGUGUACCUCCCCUUCCAGGUGAAGUUCUUCUACCUGUGCCAGCUGGCCUACUGGCUGCACGCACUUCCUGAGCUCUACUUCCAGAAGGUACGGAAGGAGGAGAUUCCCCGGCAGCUCCAGUACAUCUGCCUGUACCUGGUCCAUAUUGCGGGCGCGUACCUCUUAAACCUGAGCCGCCUGGGCCUGGUCCUGCUCCUACUGCAGUACUCGACCGAGUUCCUCUUCCACGCGGCUCGGCUCUGCUACUUUGCAGACGAGAACAACGAGAAGCUGUUUAACGCCUGGGCUGCUGCAUUUGGAGUCACCCGCCUCUUCAUCCUCACCCUCGCCGUGCUGGCCAUUGGCUUUGGCCUCGCUCGCGUGGAAAACCAGGCCUUUGACCCCGAGAAAGGGAACUUCAACACGUUACUUUGCAGGCUGUGCGUGCUGCUCCUGGUGUGUGCCGCCCAGGCCUGGCUCAUGUGGCGCUUCAUCCACUCCCAGCUGCGGCACUGGCGCGAGCGCUGGAGCGAGCAGAGUGCCAAGCGCAGAGCGCCCGCCGCGCCCAGGCUGGCAGCCAGGCUCAUCAAGAGGGAGUCGGGUUACCACGAAAACGGAGUGGUGAAAGCAGAGAACGGAACCUCCACACGGACUAAGAAACUCAAGUCUCCUUAGGGCCAAAGUGCUGAGAACAGGAAUCCUCUCACGGGCCCAGCAGGGAGGCCCCCCUCCUGCUCCAGAUGCCCCAUCUCACACAGCAGAAACCUGUCUUCACACAGGGCCUUGUCCUCUUCCUUACGUCUUGGCUUUCUCCUCUUCUUUCUCUGUGAACCAUUCUCAAUAAAACCAAAAAUCUUCCUC